Messenger RNA from Columba livia (rock pigeon), 7804 nucleotides. It is a transcript of the gene SLC12A7, whose product is annotated as solute carrier family 12 member 7. Gene Ontology annotation, molecular function: potassium:chloride symporter activity. Lineage: Eukaryota; Metazoa; Chordata; Aves; Columbiformes; Columbidae. Gene Ontology annotation, cellular component: plasma membrane. Bases 3750 to 6920 code for a protein of 1056 amino acids. The record is from RefSeq and is a predicted model, not a curated record. The transcript is spliced from 24 exons. Gene Ontology annotation, biological process: chloride ion homeostasis; potassium ion import across plasma membrane; chemical synaptic transmission.
UUUAAGAUGACUUAUGUUAAAAACUCACAGGUAGGCAUUGUAAGGGCUGCCUUUCAUAAGGGAUAUAGUCUGUUACUGCAUAGCAGAUCUUAUUAUUCUCCGAUGGGGGCGGGGGGGAAAGUACUUUGAUUCCCUCCAUUGCUACUGCCUGUGAACUGUUUUAGGGAGCCAAAUCAGCAGGAAACCAGCUAUGAGAGAAAAACAGCUGCUUUUUAAAAGUUGUUUUAAGAGUCUUUAUUUCCUUGAAUCAGUUUAUUGCAGAAAAACAGUAUUGUUCUACCCCCACCUCAACACAGAAAACCACCCGUUUUGGAAGCACUGCCCUGAUUAAUUUUUCCUGCAUCUUUGAACUAUGUUGUUGCUUUACUUAAAAAUAGAUACUGAAGUAUGGGAAAUGAAACAAUUGGUGCUAUUUUUAUUUGCUCUCCAGACUAGUGAACUAUAGAAUGUUAUAACAGGGCACUUAUUCUCUGAAUCUGAGUAAAAAUAUUGAUGCUUGAUGGUUUUCCCCCUUAACAAAAUUUGUUUUAAAUUUUUUAUCCUACAAAUUUAAAUGGAUUCUCCUACAAUUUUUUUUCUAUGUAAUCCUUUUGUGGCCUAUGUGGUAUUCUAUUCUGGAAUCAGGUAGCGUUUUCCUACUUGAUUCAGUGUACCAGUCAAACAAGGAGCAUUUCUGCUACACAAUAUAAUUUGUAUAACUGCAUUAAUUUGUGUGCUAUGGCUUUGUGAACUGUCCAGACAGUAGCUAGUAGAAUUUUAAUUCUGUUAAUAGUGUAACUUACCCUGUCAGGUUUCUAUUUACCUUCCUUUACCCCAAGAUAAUAAGAGUACUUCAGGUUUGCAAUAUGUUUUCCAUGUGACACAGUGGUGACAACAAAGACAAAUUCAGUGAUGUCAUCACUCUUGGCAGUGGCUGUGGACAUUUUUUCCUUCCAUGCUGAAAGAAAAAUACAUGCAGUGUAUUGGGUUUAUGUGGCGAGGUUUCAACAGCAAGAAGGCUGCAGGAGUGGCUUCUGUGAGAAGAUGCCAGAAGCUGCCCCCAUGUCAGACAGAGCCAAUUCUAGCCAGCUCCAAGAUGGAACUGCCACUGACCAAAGCCCAUUGGUGAUGUUAAUAAGAAAUGGUAAAAAAAAACACUGCACAACAGGAGUGAAGAGAGCUGAGAGGGAAUAUGUGGGAGUGACAACUAUUCAGACACCAAGGCCAGUGAAGUAGGAGGGGGAGGAUGUCCUCCAGGCACUGGAGCAGAGAUUCCACUGCAGCUUGUGGUGAAGACUAUAGGAUGCAAGUUGUCACCCUGAAGCUCAUGGAGAUAAUCAUGCUGCAACUUUUGGAGGGCCCCAUGCCAGAGCAGGUAGAUGUGCCCUGAAGGAAGCUGUGACCUGUGGAGAGCACAUGCUGGAGCAGGCUCCUGGCAGGAACUGUUGCAUGUAGAGAGGAGGCCAUGCUGGAGCAGGUUGCUGUUCCUGAAGGGCUAUACCCCAUGGAAAGGACCCAUACUGGAGCAGUACUUGAAGAACUGCAGCCCGUAGGAAGUACCCUGUAUUGGAUAAGGCCAUGAAUGACUGUUCUGAACCCUGCACUGAAGAGGAGGGAGGAGUGGCACAUAAUCACAACCCCCCAUUUUCUGACCCCCUGGGCUGCUCAGGGUGAAGAGGCAGAGAAGUUGGGAAUGAAGUCAAGCCUGGGAAGAAAGGGAGGGAUGGAGGGAAGGUUCUUAGAUCUCUCAUUAUCCUACUCUAUAAUUGACAUUAAAUUAUUUUCCAUAAGUCAAGUCUGUUUUGCCCAUGAUGGUACCUGCCGAGUGAUCUUCCAGUCAUUUUCUCAACUCACAAGCUUCUUAAUCUUAUUUUUUUCCUCUUGGCCUGUUCAAGAGGAGUCAGAGUUUGGUGGGCACCUAGUAGCUAGCCAAGGUCAACCCACCACAUGAAGUCAAUGAGAACUGCAGUUUCUCUGAUUUCAUAUACAAAUUUUAAAGUAUUUGCAAAAUUGGAUGCACUUUGCUCUUAAAUCACAGCAAUGUGAAAGCAUGCCUUAAUAUCUGUGUCAAUUGACAAUAUUUAUUAUCUGCAUCCUGAUUUCAAUAGCUGACAUUCUUAAUUAGGUACCUUAAUUAGCUGUGUCUUUUAGUGAACUUAUGGCAACCAGAAAUAAGCAGCAUUCCGCCUAUCUAAGAAAUAAUUCUGGGAGCCUUUGGGAGGUGAGAGGUUAAGUGAUAACUGCUUUGCAAAAAAAUUUUUUUUUUAAAUCCUGUGUAUAUUCUGGGAAAAAUCUGUUUCUGGAAGAAAUUAAACUUGUUCUGGUUCUUUCCUUCUGACAAGGGGCACACAAGUUUGAAACUUUUUAAAAUGAAAAGCAUCUUCCUAGAAGCUUACUUUUUGAAGAGAAUAAAAUCUUUCAGCAGAUUUCCUCAGUCUUGAAGAAUGGGAAGCUUAUGUGUUUAUCUUCUAGCUUGAGAAAUGGAAGUUUAGAACAUCUUGAAAAUACGUCAGAACUUUGCUUUGUUACCAGUAGAGCUGUCCUAACAGAAACUUACCAGGACAUUAAAGAUGAGCAACCCAAUAGAUUGCUGUGAUUCAGUAGUGACCAGUCCUAUCUCUGUCCCCCUUUACUGACUUUCUUGCUUUGUGGAAUGUGUGCUGAGGACUUGUACAAACUGAUUUAUUUUGCCUGUGAAGAAUGAGAAGCAGUCAAUCCAUGGGGGAAAAACAGUUAAAAGAAUUAAAAGGGGGAAGUACAGGAGGCAGGCUGUUUCUGCAGCGUCAGUGAGUUGAAGUGGCUCUUUUAGGGGCCUAGCAAGCAGCAAAGCUGGUUCUAGGAAGCAGGAACUUUGGGAAAUGGGCAUAUAAGGAGCCUUCAGCCCUUUCAGCAUUUCCACAGUUGACUGUGCUUAUGGCAUAGGUGUUAUGAUCGCAGAGAAAAGUAGAUUUCAGAUGUGAUUCAAAGACUGAACCACAGGAGCCUAGUCUCUUCUAAGCAAUAACAUCCAUUUCAUAGAGUUGAAACAGUUUAUAUUAAGUUGUUUAAGGCUGGUAUAGAAGGUGUGAGAUAGAUUAAUGCAUAAACUAAAAAGUGUUAUAUCUAAUUUGAAAGAGAAGCAACAAAUUAUGUAGCCAGUCUUAAAGAGGACCCCUUUAUAAUUUCAAAAUAUCUGUUUUUAAAAAGAGUGCAAAGUUACUAGAAUUUAAACUUAUUUGCUACAUCCUAUGUACAAUUACUGCAAGUUCUUUUUUACAUUAAGUCAAUCUUUAGCGACUAUGCUUAUGGUUAACUUGCUUAAGAUCUAAUAUGUACUUGAUGCACAAAAUUGGCUUUCUUAAUAGUAGAUCUUUGGAGUAGGUUAAUACUACUUGUUACUAAUGUAUACUGCUCUGCUUAAUGGAAGUAUUUUAAAGUGAAUUGAUUUGGUGGAAAGAAAACUUUACAUGCAUUUGUUAUUAGGCAGACAUGGGAUGUUUUAGUAAUUUAAUCCUGACCACUUCACUAAGCAUGCUGUUUGUUGCUGACGGAAAUCCUCCAGCUUAAUUCUCUUUAGGAAGUUCUGUGACUGUCAUGUAGUUUGGCUGUGUCAUGUGCAUCCUUCACACUGCAUGAAGCCUUAAUGACUUAUUUCAAGACUAAUCCGAUACUGGUAAGAAACAGGAUUUGAGGUCUUACACAAAGCAGUGAGGAAGCAACUGUCUGUUUCCUGUUGCAAUUCUUGAUAUGUGAAGAAUCAACGAAGGGGAAUGACUUGAUAUUGCUUAACCAUGAGUGAACAAGAUUAUGAAGAAAGUGGGACAACUCCAAGAGAUGGAAUUGCCAAGGAAAGUAGUCCAUUUAUUAACAUUGCUGAGAUGGACAGAGGAAACAUGUAUGAAGGAAAGAAUAUGGCUCUCUUUGAGGAGGAAAUGGAUAGUAAUCCCAUGGUGUCAUCUCUUCUUAAUAAACUAGCAAACUACACUAAUUUGACUCAGGGUGUGGUGGAACAUGAAGCAGAUGAAGACAGCAAGCGAAAGGAAGUCAAGGUUCCACGUAUGGGCACUUUUAUUGGUGUGUACCUGCCCUGCUUGCAGAACAUCUUGGGAGUUAUCCUUUUCCUACGUUUAACAUGGAUUGUGGGUACAGCUGGAGUUCUUGAGUCUUUCAUCAUUGUGUUCAUGUGUUGUGCUUGCACUAUGCUGACUGCAAUCUCAAUGAGUGCAAUAGCAACAAAUGGUGUAGUUCCAGCUGGAGGCUCUUACUACAUGAUUUCAAGGUCUUUAGGACCAGAGUUUGGUGGAGCAGUGGGACUUUGUUUCUACUUGGGUACAACCUUUGCAGGAGCAAUGUACAUUCUCGGUACCAUUGAAAUUUUAUUGACCUACAUUUCUCCAAGUGCUGCUAUAUUUAAAGCGGAAGAGGUUGGUGAAGAAACAAAGGCUAUGCUGAACAACAUGCGAGUUUAUGGAACAUGCAUUAUCCUUCUGAUGGCCAUAGUAGUUUUUGUGGGAGUGAAGUAUGUCAACAAACUUGCAUUGGUCUUCCUUGCCUGUGUGAUUCUUUCCAUCAUUGCCAUAUAUGCUGGAGUAAUUAAGACUGCUUUUGACCCACCUGACUUUCCUAUCUGUCUCCUUGGAAACCGUACGUUAUCUAAACGCAGCUUUGAUGUCUGUGCCAAAUUUACUGAAAGCAAUAAUGAAACAAAGACUACAACUUUGUGGCGCCUAUUCUGUGACAGUUCUCUGUUUAAUGCAACAUGUGACGACUACUUUAGUCUCAAUAACGUAACAGAAAUUCAAGGGAUUCCAGGAAUAAUGAGUGGAGUUCUAACUGAUAAUCUGUGGAGUGCCUACUCAGAAAAAGGAUCAAUACUUGAGAAAAAAAAUCAGGCAUCAGUUGCUGGAUCAGAAGAGACAAAAAUAGGUGGACUCCCUUAUGUUUUUACAGACAUCAUGACCUACUUCACAAUGCUUGUAGGGAUUUAUUUCCCAUCUGUGACAGGUAUUAUGGCAGGUUCAAACAGAUCUGGAGAUCUUAAGGAUGCUCAGAAAUCUAUUCCUACUGGAACAAUUUUGGCUAUUUCAACUACAUCUCUUAUUUAUCUCUCCUGUAUAGUGUUGUUUGGUGCCUGUAUAGAAGGUGUGGUAUUAAGAGAUAAGUUUGGAGAAGCAGUUAAUGGAAAUCUAGUGGUUGCUACACUGGCCUGGCCUUCACCAUGGGUUAUUGUGAUUGGUUCAUUCUUUUCAACGUGUGGUGCUGGUCUCCAGAGUCUCACUGGUGCACCCCGUCUGUUGCAGGCCAUUGCAAGAGAUGGCAUUGUACCGUUCAUUCAAGUAUUUGGUCAUGGAAAAGCAAAUGGAGAACCAACUUGGGCUCUGCUUCUCACUGCUGGUAUUUGUGAAAUAGGAAUUUUGAUAGCCUCCUUGGACAGUGUAGCACCAAUUCUUUCAAUGUUUUUCCUUAUGUGCUAUAUGUUUGUAAAUCUGGCUUGUGCGGUUCAGACACUUUUACGGACUCCCAACUGGAGACCUCGUUUCAAAUAUUACCAUUGGACACUAUCAUUCCUGGGGAUGAGUUUAUGUCUUGCCUUGAUGUUCAUAUGCUCUUGGUACUAUGCUUUGAUUGCCAUGCUAAUCGCAGGAUGUAUAUACAAAUACAUAGAAUAUAGAGGAGCGGAGAAAGAAUGGGGUGAUGGCAUCCGAGGACUGUCUCUAAAUGCAGCUCGUUAUGCUUUGCUUCGUGUUGAAGAUGGUCCUCCUCACACCAAGAACUGGAGACCCCAACUUUUGGUCUUAUUAAACUUGGAUAAUGAGCAAUUGGUGAAACAUCCUAGAUUACUUUCUUUCACCUCUCAGCUGAAGGCUGGUAAAGGACUGACUAUUGUGGGCUCUGUGCUUCAGGGAGUCUACUUGGAUAAAUGUACAGAAACUCAGAAAGCUGAAGAGAAUGUUAAGGCCUUAAUGGGAGUAGAAAAGACUAAAGGAUUUUGCCAGAUUGUGGUGUCUCCCAAUUUCAGAGAUGGAAUAUCCUAUUUAAUUCAGUCAGCUGGUCUAGGAGGGAUGAAGCACAACACAGUCCUGAUGGCAUGGCCACAGUCAUGGAAGCAGACAGAAAAUCGUUUCUCGUGGAAAAAUUUUGUUGACACUGUACGAGAAACAACAGCAGCUCAGCAAGCGCUGCUGGUGGCUAAAAACAUAGACUUAUUUCCAACAAAUCAAGAACGUUUUACUGAAGGAAACAUAGAUGUAUGGUGGAUUGUUCAUGAUGGUGGCAUGCUGAUGUUACUGCCUUUUCUUCUUCGACAGCACAAGGUUUGGAGAAAAUGUAAAAUGCGUAUCUUCACUGUCGCUCAAAUGGAUGAUAAUAGCAUUCAAAUGAAGAAGGAUCUUCAGAUGUUCUUGUAUCAUCUUAGACUGAAUGCUGAAGUGGAAGUUGUUGAAAUGUUUGAAAACGAUAUUUCUGCAUUCACAUAUGAGAAGACUCUUAUGAUGGAACAACGAUCUCAGAUGCUAAAACAGAUGCAGCUAUCAAAGAAUGAAAGGGAAAGAGAGGCUCAGCUGAUCCAUGACAGAAACACUGCUUCGCACUCAACUCCAGCAGUCAAAUCAAGCGUGGCUGCUGCUAUGCCGGAAAAAGUGCAAAUGACUUGGACUAAAGAAAAGUUUGUAGCUGAAAAGCAUAAAAACAAAGAUUUGAAUGUGUCUGGCUUUAAAGAUAUUUUUAACAUGAAGCCGAAUCAGACAAAUGUGAGAAGAAUGCACACCGCUGUGAAACUCAAUGGAGUAGUGCUUGAUAAAUCACAGCAUGCUCAGCUAGUUCUCUUGAAUAUGCCUGGACCUCCUAAAAACAGAAAAGGAGAUGAAAACUACAUGGAGUUUUUGGAAGUUCUGACAGAAGGUCUGGAUAGAGUUCUCCUGGUCCGAGGCAGUGGACGUGAAGUGAUAACCAUUUAUUCUUAACUUGAUUGCACAUUUUGUUCAAACUUCCCUCCCAAAUGAGAAAACAAACUUAUUUGCCAUAAUUUGAGCAGCUUCAUAAGAGUUCCGGUGCAUUAAAAAUUACCCAUAAGCUGAAUCUUCUGAUAAUGUGUUCUGGUUUUUCUGUUUAAAAAUUAUAUUUAAAUUAUAUUUUAAGAGGAUAAAUUGAUGUAGAAAAUAUUUCUGUAGUCAAUUGGUAAAUGGUGAAUGGGUUAGGAUGUUUAUAUGUAGCAUAUUCUGACAGUUGUUAAACUGGUGAAACACAGAAAAAUGGUAAGGCAGUGGUAUUUUUAAAUAUCUAGAAAUGUAAGCAACUUUUGAUUAUUUUAAUUUUUGUUCUGCAUCUAAAUAAAAGGGAAAGGUUUUAGAAAAAGUUGGCUUCCUCCCUUACCAAAAUGCUGCUAUGUUGGUUGUGUUGGGAUUAGUCAUGGUUCAGGAAACUUCAGAAAUAUGUAUGCCCACUCAAAUUUGUCUAUUACAUGCAUAAAGUGUUUCCUUGAAGUUCAUAAUUUGCUACACUUUUUUAAAAAUCACAUUUCUCUAUUUAAAAUACUUUGUUAGCUGAAGCCUCCAGGUGACAGUAACAGUAAAUUGACAAGUUGUGUUUUGUUUUGUUUUUGUUUUGUUUUGUUUUGGUUUUUUUUUAUGAGCUACUAGCAGUUAUAGUAUAUUGCAGUUAUACCAGUGAAACCUGAGAGCACCCAACUCAUAAAAGGCUAUGAUGCAGUUGCUCCACCUGGUUGCAAAUAUAACUGUAACAAUUGGUAAACCACAAGUUAGUUGAUGAAAUGCAGUCUGUUUUCAAAUAUGUGUAUUUUGAAAGUGUUUGUGCUGCUGUUAAAUAAAAUCUGCUUUUCUGAACUGAA